AUCUAUAUAAACAGGUCACCACAAAGCUCCAUCUACCAUACAUAAUCACCACGCGUUCGUGCUUUCUUAUUCAGUUUCUUUGUUCAAAAAAAUCAGCAAUAUAUAAAAAACAAUGUCUUCUUCAGGGGAAAACCUAGAAAAGUAUCGGAUUCCACUCCACGAAAUCCUGCGGGCCACAAGAAACUUCAGUUCAGAAACUCUGAUUGGAGAUGGUGGAUUCGGUUUCGUCCACAUAGGGAAACUCUCUGAAGAAUGGAAUGAACGCACAGUAGCCAUCAAACGCCUUAAUCGGGAUGGUGGUCAAGGAAACAACGAGUUCCGUAAUGAACUCGAGAUGAUUUCCAGUUUCCAUCAUCCAAAUAUCAUUACUUUCAUUGGCUACUGUGAUGAGGCCAAUGAGAUGAUCAUAGUUUCCGAAUUUGCUAAGAAUCAAAGCCUUGAUCAUCAUCUCCAAAAGCCGGAUAAGAUUCGUGGCUUAACAUGGGCACAACGCUUAAAGAUUUGCUUAGGUGCAGCGAAAGGGCUCAAGUACCUUCACUCUGGUCUUGGGGAAGACAAAAGAGUAAUUCACAGAGACGUGAAGAGUGGAAAUAUACUGUUAGAUGAGAAUCUGGAAGCCAAAAUCUGUGAUUUUGGUUUGUCAAAAUUUGGUGCAAGAAAUCAGGAAGAUAGCCAAGUUCAUACAAAGGUUGCGGGCACAAGGUUUUACAUGGAUCCGGUUUACAACGAAAGAAGCAGGCUCACCAAAGAGUCAGACGUGUACUCGUUUGGAGUGGUUAUGUUUGAAAUGUCAAGUGGGACAUUGGUUUAUCGUGAAAAGUGCUUUGGAGAUGAUGCUAAGCCGCAAUAUCUCAUUGAUGUGGUCCGAAGCGUCUAUGACGAUGACAAAAAGGCUGCGGCGCCAGACAAGUUAAUUGAUCAUUAUAUUAAAGAUCAUGCUGAUAUGAACUCUUUUGAUUCAUUUAACAAAAUUGCACAUGAAUGUGUUAACCUGAAGUUAGAGAAACGCCCAACGUUGGAGAGGGUCAUCAGGAAGAUUGAGCAGGCCUUGACAAUUCAAUUGAAGCACGACGAAUCACCUACCACACGAAGCCUAGAGAAAGUUGCAUAUCGGUGCAUAAAGAGAUGCCCUAGGAGGCAAGAUAUGAGCAGGAAGGGGGGGAGGAACCGUGGAAGGGGCCCAGGUGCACCAAGAGGCAGGGAAUUGCGUGCACGUUACACGAUGAACGAAGUCGUCGACAGGAUUGAGGAUGCAGUGGAAUUUGUAGCAAAUGAAAAUAAACUAGCAUGA
This is a messenger RNA of Lactuca virosa, 1291 nucleotides long. The record is from the annotation of a GenBank genome assembly. Lineage: Eukaryota; Viridiplantae; Streptophyta; Magnoliopsida; Asterales; Asteraceae.